Molecule: messenger RNA, 420 nt
Organism: Nymphaea colorata (pocket water lily)
Lineage: Eukaryota; Viridiplantae; Streptophyta; Magnoliopsida; Nymphaeales; Nymphaeaceae
Source: the annotation of a RefSeq genome assembly
AUGGUACUGGCAUUUCGUAGACGUGGUUCGGUUAUUCCCAUUUGUCUCUAUCUAUUGGUGGGGAGGUAUAUGAAAGAACGAAUCAGUGGAUUGAGGAAUGAAAGCUCGAAGACAAAGAGAACCGGGCUUUUCCAAAGAAUGACUGCUGCUUUCCCACCUCCUUUGAUUCUCAUAUCCCAAGUGUCUUUCACUUCCCUACCUGUUCUUUCUUUAUUCUGGCACAUUUUAGUAGGGAUCGAAGAUAUUAUUGCAGAUCAUGUUCACCAAGAAAUGACCCGAAAUUUGAUCUUGGUCUAUUUGAGAUUGUGCCUUUUCAUUGUCAUCAAAGAUGUUUUCUUGUCUCUCGUUUCUUUUCCGAACAAAUCGAAGAACCUAAUGGUGGCCUUGGCUGCUACGAAGGGCCUUGCGUUGCGUAAGCAA